Molecule: messenger RNA, 1385 nt
Organism: Ipomoea triloba (trilobed morning glory)
Lineage: Eukaryota; Viridiplantae; Streptophyta; Magnoliopsida; Solanales; Convolvulaceae
Product: rRNA-processing protein efg1
Exons: 8
Coding region: 124-1143 (339 amino acids)
Biological process (GO): maturation of SSU-rRNA from tricistronic rRNA transcript (SSU-rRNA, 5.8S rRNA, LSU-rRNA)
Cellular component (GO): preribosome, small subunit precursor; nucleolus
Source: RefSeq, a predicted model, not a curated record
UCACCGUUCCUUUGGCACUUUUGUGUCGGAGUUGUCGACUCAAUAAAACAACACCUCUACGACCUUUCAUACAUCUUCACUAUAUAUAUAUCGAUAUUAAUUUGUUAUAUAUUUUACAGAAGAAUGGUGCACGGUGGGUACGGUAAGCGGAGAGUCUCCGAGAGGAGCAGCCGCCGCCCCAAAUCACUCGGCCCCGAGAAGAAGUCCAAACCUAAGUCCAAGGCUGUCUCUCUCAAGAACCAAAUUCGAUCCGUCGAGCGCAUGCUCCGCAAAGAUCUGCCCCUGGAAGUUAGAGAGGCUCAAGAAAAAAAGUUAGAAGAUUUCAAGAAACAGCAAGAGAUUCACAAUCGUCUAGCUGUGGAGCGCAAAAUAUUCCUUAGAAACAGAAAGAUCAAGUUUUUUGACAGAAGAAAGAUUGAAAGACGAAUAAGAAGGUUGGAAAAACAGCAGCGCACUUCUUCUGGUCAGGCUCAGGAAACGCAGAUUGCUGAGCAACUUGCUAAACUGAAGGAAGACCUUGAAUAUGUUAGGUUCUUUCCUAAAACUGAGAAAUAUGUAUCCUUGUUCACUGGAGGUGAUGAUGAAGGGAUUAUUGAAAAACGAACUGAACUGCGCAAACAGAUUAAGGCCAACUUAGUUGCUGCCGCUGCUAGUGGCAAGGAUUUGGAAGAGACAGGGAGUGAAGAUGAUGGGAUUCUAGAUCUAAGUGAUGAUGAUUUCUUUGUGAGUGGAAGCUCAAGUGAUGAAGCUGAUGCUGAUGAUGAAUGGACUGAUAAAAGUACAAGGGAGCAGGCUUCUAGUGCCUCAGGUAAAGCUGCGUCAGGCAUGUCAAGUGAUGAAAGGAAUCAGAAGCAGAUUUCUGCUCGUGCUCUAAUGCCUCCUCCUCGGCCAUCUAGCAAAUCCUUCUCUAGUUCACUCCAUAACAAAUCGAGGUUUGGAGGAUCUUCAAGUAAGAAAUCAUCCUACCGAGGGCGUGAAGUGUCAUCAUCCAGCAACACAUCAGAUAGCAUCAAUAGGUCUUCCUUCAGAAAAGGACAUUCCUUGGAUUCACUUGCAGGCAACAGUGGGAAUCAAAGUUCAAAUUCUGAUGCACACAAACCGCGAAGAAAGAGGAGGCCAAAAAAGAAAAAGCAACAGACAUGAAUGAAGUUCACAUUUGCAUCAAGUACAAGGCUGCAGGAUGUCUGUACAAGAUUUUGAGAGCUCAAUUCUAACCAAAGCAUUCAUUGUUUUACCCAAUUCCUCUAUCUGAUGAUAACGAAUCUCAUCUCCCCCACCCCCCCACCCCUCCUCUUUUUUAAUCAUUUUGAGGAUUACUUUAAUUCGUUUGUACUAUUAUUGCAGAAGAGGAUUCCAUGUUUGUUGGAGUUAUUCUACAUUAGUCA